Molecule: messenger RNA, 1344 nt
Organism: Exophiala mesophila
Lineage: Eukaryota; Fungi; Ascomycota; Eurotiomycetes; Chaetothyriales; Herpotrichiellaceae
Exons: 1
Coding region: 431-949 (172 amino acids)
Source: RefSeq, a predicted model, not a curated record
GGAGGGGCAUAUUUGGAGGUGGGUUUUUCUUUCCAGCAUUGUCAUUAGCAUCGUCGACGACGCAUACGGAGUACAUGGUGAUAGAGAGGUUGGUAUUGUUUGCCGUUGGAUUUCAAUCUGGUCGUUGUUAUUUGUCGCACAACCACGACGACGUAUGCCAGGAACCGGCCGGGCUGGCUGGGUUGCUAGACAUCAGUUUGUUGUGCUUCUGUCAAACCCAUCUCGACAUAUAUAGAUCUGCGAACAGCAGGACUGUGCACAGUCUUUACUGAGAUCUAUACUACUAUUUCAAGGCCACAAUCCAGCACCUGGAGAGGAAGAUUCCCGUUCCAUCCCAACUCACCUUAUACAUCUCAUUGAAGCCACAAGCCACGAGCAGAAACACAUCCAAGCAAAGUCAGAAGAUCGCACCCUCAUUCUCCUAGGCAAAAUGCACACCUCCGCUCCCACUACCAUCCUCAUCUCCACUCUCACUCUCCUUGCUUCUUUUGCGUCGGCUCAGUCAAGUCCAACGACGGGCGAGCCUGAGACGCCACUCCCAACGAGCAGCGGCGCAAUCACCAGCAGCUCUGGGUCCUACGAGAACCCUUUUACCAUCUACACAACCCAGACCGACUCCCUAGGUGUCAUCACCGGUCAACCAUCGGUGGUCACCAGCCAACCCGAACUGGUCACGUCGCAACCUGCCGCAGCAACAAAUCCUACAUUGUCAGGAUAUUGGUAUGGAAAUGAGACGACGAGCACGAAUGCCCAAUCGACCUCUACCAACGAUGCCACAACCACACUAGCCACGAGCACAGUGCCUGUCGAAAGUACAGACGGGGGUGUAUCAGGAUCUAGGAGCGCCAGUGCGUCCCUCGCAGUUGCCACUGGUGUUGCUGUUUCAAACCAGGUCGCAGGCGCCGGGUUGGCCCUGGUGGUUCUGGGCGUCGGAUUUUCUAUGUUGUGAUAUGAGAGCAUUUAAUACCAUCAUCUUGGGCACAGCGUGGACAGGGAACGAUAUCAUGACUUCUUUUGGGGUUGCGUCGGAGUUGGAUCGGUGAUGUGAUCAGCAUGGAAUGACAUGAGGCAAGGCCUUGGGCAUGGCGUUAGGCGCACUAGAGGGAUGAAUCAAGAACAAAGUGGUCACUGGUGACGCUGGGAAGGCGAUCUUGUCACCAGGCAAAAGGCCUGGCGUGGAGUCUUGUUUCUAUCAGUCGGACAAUAUAGUCCGAAUAGAAUUGUUGAAUCCAUCACUUGUCGAGUGUUCAUUCUUGCAGCCUGGGCUUACUUCAAGAUUCUAUAACUUUGUAAUGGAACUGUGCAAAUGUCCAUCUGUUUCUGCAGAUAUGAUCCUGAUGUCAG